This is a messenger RNA of Anopheles coluzzii, 1203 nucleotides long. RefSeq names its product carboxypeptidase B-like. Gene Ontology annotation, biological process: proteolysis. The coding region runs from base 85 to 1104 and encodes 339 amino acids. The transcript has 2 exons. The record is from RefSeq and is a predicted model, not a curated record. Gene Ontology annotation, molecular function: zinc ion binding; metallocarboxypeptidase activity. NCBI's taxonomy places the organism in Eukaryota, Metazoa, Arthropoda, Insecta, Diptera, Culicidae.
ACAAAAUUUCAAACAAAGCAGUUGAAGACUCUACCUAACCUACAGAAUCAUUUUCAUCAAGCAUUCGAAGAACUCAAACACAACAUGUUAGUGAUAGGAGUAUUGCUGGCGUUCCUAACGCUGGCUACUGUAAACUGUCGGCCAAACUUCGCCUACAAUCAGAGUGUUCCUUACACUAACUUGCAAUCUGACCUCGACAAUUUUAAUCCCCUAGAUUUCUUCAUGUCAUAUGAAGAAACCAAUCAAUGGUUGGCAGCAUUAGAAGCUAAAUAUCCAGACAAGUGCAAGGUACAAUCCAUUGGUAAUUCGUACUGGGGACUUGAUAUCAACGCCAUUUAUAUCAACACACAACAAAGCAAGAAAAUUUUCGUAGUCGCUAACCUAAAUGCGCGCGAGUGGGCUGCCAUGACAUCGGCCAUCUACAUCAUCCACGAGCUUGUUCGUAAUUCCAAUGGCUACCCAGACGCGGCCAACUAUCAAUGGAUCGUUAUUCCGAUAGCGAAUCCAGACGGUUACGACUAUACAACAACCACAAAUCGCUUCUGGCGCAAGAACCGUGCACCACAAACGGUAAUUGAUUUCGGAACUGACCUAAACCGUAACUUUGAUUAUAUGUGGGACCUGGUGAUAACCGACCAAGACGAUGACCUGCAAUCAGAAACCUACCGCGGUCCAACCGCGUUUUCGGAAUCGGAAAGUAAGGCGAUUGGCCAGUUUCUUCAGCAAAAUGCGAAUUCAAUCGUGCUCUACGUUGAUCUACAAGCUUUUGGAGAGUAUUUAAUGACUCCCUGGGGUUAUACGAGAAAUCCUGCACCAAAUGCUGACUUCCUUACGUCCGUAGCACAGGCCGGAUCCAAAGCUAUAACAGAUCCUACAAGAGUACCUCGCGAUGCGCCCUUUUAUUUGGUGGGAUCAGCAGCAGAGAUAAUGAAAGAGGCGUCUGGAUCUAGCAUCGACUACUGUCUUUCCGUUGGAGUAAAGGCUUGUAUCGCCAUGAAGUUGACAAGUCAAGGAUACGAAAUAUACACCUCGGCUAUACCUCUAUACGGCCAACAAGCCCUCGCUGCAGUGCAAGCAAUGGCAGUUAAAGCGGACGGAGGAUAAAAGCUCCAACUGAACAUGUCUAAUAGUUUUGAAAUAUGACCUCCUGCAAAUGUUUAUCCUAUUAAUAACUAAUAAAAGAUGCAUUACAAAAUACUAAAA